Molecule: messenger RNA, 780 nt
Organism: Thlaspi arvense
Lineage: Eukaryota; Viridiplantae; Streptophyta; Magnoliopsida; Brassicales; Brassicaceae
Source: the annotation of a GenBank genome assembly
AUGAAUGGAGAAAUUCACAGAGAAUUCAUCGCUACACCUACUCAUCUAAAAGAACAACUGCAAGAAGAAUUCUGCACAGCAAAAUGUUGUUCGUUAAAGAAAAAGAAUUGGGCAAAACACUUUAAACGACAAACGCGAAGAUAUUAUGCACUCAACGGCCUCAAUGACCCAAGCUUGAAGAAACUGUAUAUCAGAGACCAAGGAAAGCAAUUGAAGAUAUCUCUAUUGGCCAAAUUAAACAUUACAUCUUCAGAACACUUGACAAGCUUUGCAAGCAAAAGGAGUUUUGGAUGGAAUUCAUGGACAAAUCAAAGCAUAUCCAAGAUAUGUGCUAGACCAGAUCAAUCAAUCAAGUGUUCAAAAUCUAAGACGGCUUCUUCAUGUGAUCCUCGAAUCAAACCUCAAGGUUUAGAAGAUCAUUUCAAAGGUGCUUCAACAAAAUCAGAUGCAAACGAUUCUUCAGAAGAAAACAGAGCUUUGAGAAAACAACAAGAAGAAGCAAUAUCUCAUAAACUCGAUAUCAGUAUAGCACCAGAUAUCGAUCUCGACAACCAUGAUCUUGAGACCGUUCUAUCGUAUGAUACUGACGACAAGGAUGCUAUCUGCGGCUACUCAAAUUCUGAUAAUUCAUCUGAAUCAUCAUAUAGAGAAGAUGAAGAAGAAUGUUGCUUCCAAAUCACUCAAAUGCCACGACAGGAUAAGAUACAAACACCACACUUGCAGUCACAAUCUUUGACCCAACACGAAGAGAAAACCCAGUUCAUGCCAUUGCGUUUAUAG